Medicago truncatula (barrel medic) is the source of this 1305-nucleotide messenger RNA. Its product is annotated as protein RGF1 INDUCIBLE TRANSCRIPTION FACTOR 1. The coding region runs from base 150 to 761 and encodes 203 amino acids. The record is from RefSeq and is a predicted model, not a curated record. Lineage: Eukaryota; Viridiplantae; Streptophyta; Magnoliopsida; Fabales; Fabaceae. The transcript has 4 exons.
UGUCUUCUUAGUCUUACCUUCUUCUGUCUUGUUCAAUUCUUAGUUCAUUUCAAUCCUCGUUUCUUUACUCUCUCUCUCACUAUGGUUUUGAGAAUCCAUUGAUGUAUUCUACAUUACAUUACAUUAUAUAUCAUUCAUCAAUUUAGACUAUGGACACAAUGUUGGUUCCUAAAUGGCUCAAACCACUUCUUAGCACACCAUUUUUCAAUGAGUGUCGGAUUCACGCCGACGCCGCGAGGAGUGAAUGUAACAUGUUUUGUCUAGAUUGCAAUGUUGAUGCCUUUUGCUUCUAUUGUCGUUCUUCAAAACACAAGGAUCAUCAAGUCAUUCAGAUAAGACGAUCUUCAUAUCAUGAUGUAGUGAGGGUGGCUGAAAUUCAGAAAAUGUUGGACAUUAGUGGAGUACAAACUUAUGUGAUCAAUAGUGCUAGAGUUUUAUUUCUGAAUGAGAGGCCUCAACCAAAAUCUGGAAAAGCAGUUCCUUACAUUUGUGAGAUUUGUGGAAGAGGCCUUUUAGACCAAGUUCGUUUCUGUUCUUUGGGAUGUAAGCUUGUAGGAAUAAAGAGAAAUGGGAAUGCAAGCUUUGUUUUAGAUGCAAAUAACAAUGAGGUAUCAACAAUGGAAGAAGGAAUGUCAAGACAACAAGAAGAAGAAUUGCGUGAAGGCUCACAACAAGGCAUGUAUCCAGCAACUCCUCCAACACCUCCUUCAAACGCAAGAAGAAGAAAAGGGAUUCCUCAUAGAGCUCCUUUUGGACCCUAGUCAUUUUAUCAGAACCGACUCGUUUAUAGUCAAGGAAUUCACGCAUUCACGCAACAGGACAUCGAUGACCGUGUAAUUAAGAUUGAUCAGAAUCUGACAAACCGAUGUCACGAAAACGUGAAUGCGGUAUCCAAACCGCAAUCAUCCCCAUUCCUUAAAAUUGGUACAUACUCAAAAGUCACAAUAUUUUUUCUUUCUUUGAAACAAUUGAUUUAAAUUAACCCCUCUUUAGGGGAAUCUCUUUUGUGUAAUUAAUUGUUUUUUCUUUUAAAGAAAAAAAUUAUAUAGGCUUUGGUGGUUGGAGAGGAUUCCAGUUGUCCAUUGUCCAUGAAGUGAGAAAGUAAAGAAAAAAAAAUGAAAAGGGUAUAUAGGAAAGUUCCUUCUUUUGGGGUAUGGGUGUGGAAAACAACAAAUUCUCCCUUGUGAAGAAUCAAUAAUGCAUAUAUUUCAUAUUUGUUUAAUGUUUGAUAGUUGCAAGUGUAUAUAUGUCAUUAAGCAAUCAAAAAGCAAUGCUUUGUGAACUCCGUUUCAUAGUUUUUGAUGA